This is a messenger RNA of Anthonomus grandis grandis, 1213 nucleotides long. RefSeq names its product B-cell receptor-associated protein 31. Gene Ontology annotation, biological process: endoplasmic reticulum to Golgi vesicle-mediated transport; intracellular protein transport. Bases 242 to 934 code for a protein of 230 amino acids. The record is from RefSeq and is a predicted model, not a curated record. Gene Ontology annotation, cellular component: endoplasmic reticulum; endoplasmic reticulum membrane. The transcript has 5 exons. Lineage: Eukaryota; Metazoa; Arthropoda; Insecta; Coleoptera; Curculionidae.
AGUGUCAUCUGUCAAAGUCACUACGUCUCCAAAAAAUAUCGAAAUUCCAGCCGCCCAAGGUCUGAAAAAACAAGUUUUAUUUUUAAAUUCGUUACUCAUCCAUUAAUAGUACACGUAGCUUUAAAAUAUCUUGCUAUUUCGAGCGUACCCUACCCGGUAUUUCAAAUUAAGACGAGCGAGGGCCGCGACUGUUAUAAUUAUUCCAUUGUCGAGUAUUAAAAAAAAAAAAACACCAUCAAAGAUGAGCAUCCAGUGGACUUUAAUCGCCGGCUUCUUGUACACGGAAAUUGCCGUGGUACUGCUCUUGGUACUGCCCGUCGCUAGUGCCAGAAGAUGGAACAACAUUUUCAAGUCCAGGUUUUUGCAAGCACUUCAAAGGCAAGCUGGAAUGUACUUCUUAAUACUGCUGGGUAUUCUUGUAUUAUUCCUCCUUGACGCCAUCAGGGAAAUGAGAAAAUAUUCAAAUCUAGAACAAGAUGGUGGCCAUGCCCAUUUAGACAGGGAAAUGCAGGGCAGCAUGAGACUUUUUAGAGCACAAAGGAACUUUUAUAUUUCCGGAUUUUCACUGUUCCUUGCACUGGUUAUUAGGCGUCUUGUAAUCCUUAUUUCCACCCAGGCUGGUCUAGAAGCUCAAUCUGCUGCCUCUUUGGCUCAAGCCCAAAGUGCCACCACUGCUGCCCGGAGUCUUUUGGCCCAAAAAAGUGGUGAAGCGCAACAGAACGAUACCAAUGAAGCACAUGAUAAGGAGAUUAAUCAGUUGAAAAAGGUGAUCGAGGAUAUGAAAGAAGAGCUUGCUCUAGAGAAGAAGGAUAAGCAAGCUGUUAAGACUCAGGCUGACAAUUUGGCUAAGGAAUAUGAUAGGUUGGCCGAGGAGAACAUAAAAUUGAGCAAGAAACUUAACAUUGGGGCAGGCGAUGAUAAAAAAGAUGAGUAGGUCUUAUUGUGUUUUCGAAGAGUGUUUGAAUAUUUUUAUAAUCUUUGUUGUUUAUGCCUGGAAUAUUAUUUUCUUAAUAUAAGGGUGGAAAAACUAAUAUGUAAAGGCUGAAUUUCUUCUUUAAUUCUUAGGUAUGGGUGAGAUUGUUAAUUUUAUGGGUAAAGUUAAUUGGUCUGAGAGUACUAUAAUGUUAUAAUCGUUGCACAUUAAUAAUGUAGGUUAAAUUAUUAUUAAUUAAGCCACUAUGUAUGAUCAAAUAAAAAAAAACAGUUUUUUUAA